AGCCAAAUUUGAUUUCUCAGUACUUAACUAAAUUCGAACGUGUCGGGUUUAAAGUGAUGGUAGAAAAGUGAAAUUCUGCUGGCAAGCGGAAAUCUUGCACGCGCUGUGGGAAACACAACGAAGGCGGAUACUCGAGUAAACGAGACAAAAACGAAACGGACACAUACAUACAUACAUCUACAUACGUCACUCAACAAAUAUUUAUAUUCUUCCACUGUGACGUAAUGGUUCUUUUUACUAUUAGUUAAUGAAAUCAAAAAUUCUUUAACGUUUUUAAAGCCGGUUUUCGUGGUGAAGUUUUCCAGUGUUCAUUUGCCAGUCGAAGCGAAUAGUCCGUUUUCACACACAAUAUUUCCCAUACUUGUAUUUGUGCACGACAUCCGACGCAGACAAAUAAUUUUCUAGUGCGUGUAAUUUGUAUAAAAAAAAAUCGCGAAGUGUGCCUUAUGACCAACGUCAUUAAUUGUCAAACUGAUUAAGCAUAGCAACGCUGCAGACCACAACAAACCAAAAAAUUUGUAUUGAAUACACUUUAUUUACAAAAGUUCUAAAGUGCUGAGUAAAACGUAAUAAUUUUAGAAUUUACCGCAAGUUCAAUAAUACAGAUUGCUACUUGGUUGGUAUUUAAGACAGCUAAAUAAACCAAAAUCGAUAUGUCUUCGACGAAGUUCAUUGCCAUUCUGCCUCAACCUACACAGCCGGGCGAUAAAAUUCAAAUUAGUGGCAGAAUAAGCGACCAUGCAGAAAAAUUUUCCAUAAACUUCGCGAAUGAGGUCAACGAGAAUCCACAAUCGAUCACCUAUAGCUUCAAUUGGGACCUGGCUAAUAAAAUGCUUAUUGAGGACUAUAAAGAGGACGACGAAUGGAAGAACAGAAUAGAAACUGAAUUUGAUACAUUUGAUGGUCGGUUCAAAAAUAAAGCUAUUAACGAUAGUAUAAGCAACCGCUUUAUUGACAAUAACACAAUUGCAGACACUACUGACACAUUUCCACAUUCAUAUUCUCUUUUAGAGCCGGAAUUCGCCCUAGAAUUCGCAUUCCAAGAUGACGGCAUCUAUGUGUACUUGGUAUCCGAAGAUGGCCGAAAUCUUGUCACACAUUAUCAACCCGAGAUCGAUUUUCAAUUCAUCGAAUCGGUACAAGUGUGUGACGAUGUGGAAAAAGUCACACAAUUAACAUUCUCUUACAAUUAGGCGCCAAUUACAAAUUUUCGCAAUUGCAAAAUCUGCCAAAAAGUAAUACAUUUGUUCUUGCUGUUGCAGUUGUUGCACGAACAAUGGCAACUGCAAUGGAACACCGCGCUGAACCGCUCGUGGUUGGAAGAAAUGCUAGUAAGCGUAGUUUUUGAUUGAUUGAUUUAUUUAAUUUCCUUAUUUAAGCUUGAACUCAUGCAACAGCAAAAAAAAGUAUUAUGAAUUCUGUUGAUUUUGUUUUCACUUCUAAUAAUUCAACUACUUUUUCACUAAAAUUUAUUUAUUUACGAAUCUCCUUUUGAUAAGUAAUUUCGCAGUUUUAGUUUUUAAUUUUUUUUUAACUUUUUUAGUAUUAAUGAAACGAAAAGUAUUAAACAUUGGCACUUAUUUACCUUAAUCUCAGGCGCAGCAAACCGUUCUGUGGCACGAAUCCCUGGCAUUACAAGAUCUCACGUGGCAAGUCAAUUACACCACCCCACCCCCGCAACCAUGCCUUGCAUUAAGCAACCAAAAUAUGCACAAAAUGCAUGCUUAUGUACACAUACUUACCUAUAUUUACAUAUGUGUAUGUGUACCCAUGCACCGUGCCAUUUGAUUAGCACUGCUCAAACCCGUUUCCGUACAAGUGGGAUUGAUAUACGUAACUUUUGCAUGUACGCAUUAAGCGCCGCUGCCAUCUAAGUUCUUAAGUAUUGAUUAAGCUAACGCUAAGCAUGAGCCGCAAGUAUUCUAUUUAAAAUAUUCUAUAACUGUACUAACAAUUUUGCAAUUGAAUGUUGUCUAAAUACCAAAGAUCAAGUGUAAGCAAAUAAACACAAAAUAUUACAUAUAACUACAUACAUUUAUAAAAUAUAUAUAUAUCUAUAUAUGUAU
This is a messenger RNA of Bactrocera dorsalis (oriental fruit fly), 2066 nucleotides long. RefSeq lists its product as uncharacterized. Lineage: Eukaryota; Metazoa; Arthropoda; Insecta; Diptera; Tephritidae. Gene Ontology annotation, molecular function: carbohydrate binding. The record is from RefSeq and is a predicted model, not a curated record. The coding region runs from base 654 to 1193 and encodes 179 amino acids. The transcript has 2 exons.